This is a messenger RNA of Prionailurus viverrinus (fishing cat), 1283 nucleotides long. RefSeq names its product MAS related GPR family member G (gene MRGPRG). Gene Ontology annotation, cellular component: membrane. NCBI's taxonomy places the organism in Eukaryota, Metazoa, Chordata, Mammalia, Carnivora, Felidae. Gene Ontology annotation, molecular function: G protein-coupled receptor activity. Gene Ontology annotation, biological process: G protein-coupled receptor signaling pathway. The record is from RefSeq and is a predicted model, not a curated record.
UGCCCCUGGCCUCCCUCGGGGCGAUGCCAGCACCAGUGUCUGUGCCUCCUUCCAGGGCCGGAUGUUCGGGCUCUGGAGAACCUCCAACAGCGUGCUUCGACUUCACCUGGCCGUCGGCCUCGGAGGGCUGGUGGGGAGCGGGCUUGUCCUCUGACACCUCGGCUUCCGCGUCGGGAAGGGCCCCCUCUCAGUCUACGUCCUCCGCCCGGCCGCCGCGGACAGCCUGUUCCUCUGCUGCCAGCUGGACUUCUCCGCCGUCCAGGCCGCCCUGGGCUCCCGGGACAACCUGCCCUUCGCGGGCUUCUCCGUGGGGCUGGGGCUGCGUGGCCUCGGCACCGAGCGCAGCUGCCUGUCCCGCGUCUUCCCCACCUGCUGCCCCGGCUGCCGGCCCAGACACACCUCGGGCCUCGUCUGCGGCCUCGUCUGGGCCCUGAGCCCGCCGGCCAUGCUGCGGCCCGCCAACGCCUGCGGCCCGCUGCGGCCCGCCCAGACCCUGACCUGCGCGCGGUACCACGCGGCCAGCGUCGCGCGGCUGCUGUCCCCGGCCUGCGCGGCCUGCGCGGGGAGCCCGGCGCCCUUCCUCUGGGUGAACUGCCGCUCCCAGCGCCCGCGGCCCAAGCUGUGGGGCAUUGCUCCCGGCUCCGGGCUCCUGCUCCUCUUUUGCGGCCUCCCGCUGGUCUUCUGGAGCCUGUGGCCCCUCCUCAACCUCCUGCGGCCCCUGUUCGGCCCGCUGGCCACCCUCCCGCGAUGCAAGCCCUUCAUCUGCUUCACAGCAGGCCAGCAGCCGGGCAAACGCCAGCCGCUGUGGGUGGUUCUGCAGAGGUCCCUGAGGGAGGAGACCGCACGGGGGCCAGGGGCCAGUCUCUGCCUCAAUAUAAGGCCUCAAUAUAGGGGUGGCCCCAGCCCCGGCCAGACCCUUCCCGGGUGACCACCCCCCCACACCCCAGCUCCCCGGUCAGGGACCCAAGGGCUGAGGACAGAGUGAGGGCCAUGGUCCUGACCCCUGUUGCCCAGCGGGGCCUGUAGAGCCCCGGGGGUGGGGCAGGAGGGAGGGACAAGGACCCGCAGCGCCCCCCUCCAGCUCGGGCCCCCACCGCACACCCGCAGCAGCGCUGAGGACUGGCGCCCCCCACCCUGCACGGCCCGGGAGGGGGGCUGGAGGGACAGGAGCCCAGGCGCUGGCUGUGCCGGGCUGUCCGCCACUACGACGGUGCUGCCGCUUCUUCCUCCGCGGGAAGGUCGUGGAACCCGGCCUCACCCCAGCCCCCCACCCGCCGACGACC